Messenger RNA from Emys orbicularis (European pond turtle), 1392 nucleotides. RefSeq names its product extracellular tyrosine-protein kinase PKDCC-like. Bases 1 to 1392 code for a protein of 463 amino acids. Gene Ontology annotation, cellular component: extracellular region. Gene Ontology annotation, biological process: skeletal system development; peptidyl-tyrosine phosphorylation. The transcript has 7 exons. Gene Ontology annotation, molecular function: ATP binding; non-membrane spanning protein tyrosine kinase activity. Lineage: Eukaryota; Metazoa; Chordata; Testudines; Emydidae. The record is from RefSeq and is a predicted model, not a curated record.
AUGCGGGCAGCCAGGGGCAAAGAGGGCGCCAGCCUCGCCCGGCCACGGAGGGCGGCGGUGCUCGGCCUCCUGGCCGCCAGCGCCCUACUCGCCCUGGCCCUCCAGAGCUUCCCGGGCGCUGGCCCCUGUUGGGGGGCGAACGGGACGCGGGGCUGCCCCCGGCCUGCCAGGCGGCCUCCCCCGGCUCUGCUGGACGAGCUGAGCCGGAGGCAGCGGGACCUGCUGCGCUUGGCCACGUCUGCCGGGGACACGGAGCUGGGGCUGAGCCGCGGCGGCCGCCUGGGCUGCGGGGACCUGAGCCGCGUAACUGAGCUGGGCGUCGUGGGCUCCGGCUUCACCAAGCUGGUGCUGCGAGCGGCGCUGCCGGGGGCCGGAGCCAUCGCCCUCAAGUCCGUGCACCGGGCCGGCAGCGACGUGAGCCGCUGCGUGCAGCGCUACGGGCACCCCGCCGGCUGCCACAGGCUGGCCAGCUACAAGCUGCUCAAGGAGGUGACCCUGCUGCAGCGCCUCGACCACCCCGGCGUCGUCAAGUUGCAUGGUCAGUGCUAUGAUAAUAGCUUAGACCCUGAAAUAAGGGUCACAGCUAUGCUGGAGCUGGGAUCCCCUCUGGAGAUGAUUCCGCUUCUGCAGACUCCCUGGGAGGAGAGAUUUAAAAUUUGCCUGAGUCUAGUGAAACUGCUGUUUUACCUGGCACAUUCCCCUCUGGGUUCAAUAGUCCUCUUGGAUUUCCAGCCAAGGCAGUUUGUUAUGGUGGAUGGAAACCUAAAAGUGACAGACAUGGACGAUGCCAGCACCGAGGAACUGUCAUGCAAGGAAGAUAAUGACUGCACACUAGACUUCCCUGGAAAAAGCUUCAUUCUCAAAUGUACUGCAGCUGGGAAAUGUGACGGACUAAAUGAAAAGAAGAAUCUUUUUAAUGCAUACCGGUAUUUUUUCACGUAUCUUUUGCCACACACUGCACCUUCUGCUUUGCGGCCCCUUCUGGGUGAUAUUCUGAACGCAACAGGUGAUUUACGAUAUGGAAUAAAUGAAACCCUAGGAGCUUUUGAAAAAGUUUUACAUUUGUACAAGUCUGGGCUAUAUCUACAGAAAAGGCUUCCUCUUUUAAAAGAAUACAUCACCCUAAAGGGAUUCCGAACCAUGGAAAUGCAGGACUAUAAAUGCUGGCCCUCCUACAGCCAUCUGGGAUGUUUGCUCUCCAUUUAUAAUGCAGAGGAAGCUGCAGCAAUCUGUAACUCUCAACCACAGUGCCAAAGUUUUAUUGUCACUCAACAGAGAACAUGGACAGGACGCCCACUCGCCUCAUUUCGAAGUAGCCUGACUGACUUAAUACCAGACGUCAAUGCUGUACUCUAUAUUAAACGAUCUGCUCCCUCGAGGGAAAGACUUUAA